AAAGUUUUCCAAUAAAAUUUUGCUAGAAAUUUCCACCAUUAAAUUUUCCCCCCCAUUACUACUCACCCAACUUUGAAAGGGCAAGGAGUGUACCCCCUAAAUUAAUUUUGAAUAGCCAUCCCCUAUUCCUCUUCCUCCGUUGAAUCUCGAUCCAUCGACUCCUGCUGAUGUUACUGCUCCUCCCACCACCAUCUUUUUGCUGAAAAUGAUCAACUCACUAGCUCAAUUAUUUGCUCUAUUGGUUGCUACGAACAGGUCAAAGGCAGGAGUUGAUGAUUGAGUGUAAUCCACCAGCAGAUUCAAACUUUCAUCGUCGUUUGUGGUAAAGUAAUAUUUAUCAAUUGUUUGGGCAUGAAUCUCAAUUAAUGUCAAUUCAUAUGUGAAAUGUGCAGAUUGUUGCUGUUGAUUUUGUUUUUACUAUGUACUAACUAUUUAAGAUCUUUCCUCCCUGAGUUCAACUAAACAGAUAAAUUUGUCUUGGUUUCGUUGACUUACUAUUUUAAUUUCUAAUUGCUAUUAUUGAAAGUACACAAAUAUCAGUAUCUACUUGCUGCAUAAUUAAGUUUGGAUAUCUUGAAAGGAUUGUUUCCCGCUAUUUUCAGCCAGGACCAUCAUCGCCUAGCUACUACCCGCAACUAUCAACUUGAACUAAAAUCACCAUCAUCAAUCAAAACCACCGCCAACUAAAUAUUUUAUUAAUAUAAUAUUAUAUAAAAUAACGAUAAUUUUAUAUGUUCAAAUAUUAAAAAAAAUCAAUGGUCUUAAUUUUUACCAUUCAGAUCAUAAUAUACAUUUUAAUAUUUAGAUGUGUAUUUAUAUUCAAACGUCUUAAUCUUAAUAAAAAUAAAUAAAACUUUAAUCUCUCUACUUAAUUUCCACUCAGAUAAAGAAGUUGUCCUUAUUUCACUGUGUAAAAGAAAAUAUGAACAAAAUUUCAAUUCAUAUAUGAGUAUUCAACUUAUCACAAUUUAAACUGAAGAAAUAUAUUUGUAUUCGGGUUUUGCUAAACUUAUCAUAUAGUUGUAUGAUAAAAUGAGAUGAAAAAGUAUACAUUAGUAAAUAAUGGUUAAGUCUAAGGUUAAUGUGCAAACGAAUUUAAUUGAUUUAUUAAUUAGACUGAUACAAAUGCUAAGUACAAAAAAGUUAUUGUCAUCCAAAUUGUAAUGUGUCAAAUCUCAAUGACUCUGGCUAUCUUUGCUAACUCUCGUUUAAUAAUGUGGUAAAAAUAGUUUCUAAAUAGAUUUAAGUGAUAUACAUUGUUAGUUUAAAGAAUACUUUUUUCGCUAUUCGAAUAGUUUAGCCUACUAUAAAAGAUUAAUUAUUAUUUUUAUCCUAUUAUUAAUUAAUAUUUAAGUAGAGAUUUAUUUUUAAUUAUUUUAUAAGUGAUUUAAUUAUAUAAAUAAUUUUUUUUAUGCUGUAUAUAAGCUUAAGUCCUUUCUAAAAGCAUCACUAUGUAUAUGGGGCCAUAAUUUAAAGUAAAGAAGCCAUAAUUUACAAACUAUUCAGAAAAUGAAAAUUAUUUUCUGCCAGUGGCGCCAGACUAGUCUUUCCCAGUAAACAUGCAAUGUUGAACUCCUCUGUCAUGCGAAAAGCUUCUCUUCAAUUGCCCCUUUACAAAACAACAAAUAAACCGCAAUUUCACAAUUACUUACAAGAUAUUUCCAGAUCCACAAAUGAAGGAAUCAGCUGCAGGUCAACAGAGAAGUAACAACAGCAAUGGAAGAAGAAGCGCUGUCGAAAAGGAGAAGACGAAGAUGAGAGAGCGUCAGAGAAGAGCUAUUACGACUAAGAUCUUCAACGGCCUCCGUAAACACGGCGGUUACCGCCUCUCCCCUCGUUCCGACAUCAACCAAGUCCUCCGCCACCUGGCCUCUGAAGCUGGUUGGAUUGUUGACCCUGAUGGCACCACCUACCGCUCUUCCUCCUCCUCCACUAAUAACAAUUCGUGUCCACAUUGUGGUGUUGGAGGGAAAUCCAAUGCAGCUACGCCAACUAGCAGCACCGUAGGACACACAAGCGGCGGCGGAGGAGAAUGUUCAACUACCGCGUCUCCGCUUCGCGCCACCGCAAACUGCGGAGAUACGAAGACAACUUAUAGUAGGACGCCGGCAACUAAUCUCUUCGACUCUGGCUUUUCACUUUCCGGUGCCGUCUCUACUAGUGCUCUGCUGUCUUCUACCUCUUCUGAUACUCUUUUCUCCAUCUACAUGUCCGGCGCAUGUGGCGGUGCAGGUGUUGGAGGAAUAAGCGGGGUCUACCACCCUUCCUCCGCCGCCUCAGCCACCGUGCGCCACCAAGAACAGCCGUCGUACUUGUUGCAGGAAGUCAGAGCUUCGAAUCAGAAUACUCCGGUGGGGUCACCUCUGUAAAGCACUUGACUGAGGCUUUGGCAAUACGGCGUCGUACGCUUCACUGCUAUUCAUAAAGACUUGUCAUAACUACUAUCCAUUUUACCUAUUUUAUCUUUAAUUAGAAGUUUUAUAAUCAAUUUAAUAUUGUAGCCACACAAAACUUUACCUUUUAAAACUAUAA
Nicotiana tabacum (common tobacco) is the source of this 2532-nucleotide messenger RNA. NCBI's taxonomy places the organism in Eukaryota, Viridiplantae, Streptophyta, Magnoliopsida, Solanales, Solanaceae. The record is from RefSeq and is a predicted model, not a curated record.